Plasmodium gonderi is the source of this 696-nucleotide messenger RNA. Its product is annotated as sexual stage surface protein Pvs28. The record is from RefSeq and is a predicted model, not a curated record. The transcript has a single exon. Lineage: Eukaryota; Apicomplexa; Aconoidasida; Haemosporida; Plasmodiidae. Gene Ontology annotation, cellular component: cell surface; membrane. The coding region runs from base 1 to 696 and encodes 231 amino acids.
AUGAAUACUUAUUACAGCUUGUUUGUUUUUUUUGUCGGUCUUCUUGCGAUUAAAUACGCACACGCAAAAGUCACUGCAGACACAGUAUGUAAAAAUGGAUACUUAAUCCAAAUGAGUAAUCAUUUUGAAUGCAAAUGCAAUGUUGGAUUUGUUCUGUUAAAUGAGAAUACUUGCGAACAAAAGUUGGCAUGUUCAAAUGUUCAAAAUUUAAAUAAAAGUUGUGAUGAUUAUGCUAUAUGCUCCAACGCGUCAUUGAGGGCAGAUGAAAAAGCAGCAAUUUGCACCUGCAUAAAAAACUAUGUCUUCACGAACCAGAAGUGUAUUUCAAAUGUAUGUAAUAAAAUUGUGUGUGAUAAAGGAAAGUGUGUAAUAGAUCCUGCCAACGUGAAUAAUAGCAUAUGUUCUUGUGAUAUUGGAACUGUAUUGGAUGAAUCGAAAAAAUGUGGAAAACCAGGAAAAACAGAAUGCACAUUAAAGUGUAAGUCAGGUGAGGUGUGCGAAUUGAUUGGAACUUUUUACAAAUGUGUUGUCAAGGGAAGCGGUGGAGGAGGAAAUGGAGGAGAAGGCAGUGGAGGUGAAAGUAGUGGAGGAGAAGGUAAUCCAGAACAAUCAGGAGCUGUCCACAGUAUAAUGAACAGAUAUGCACAAAUCAGUAUCUUAAUUGUAUUCGCAUUCUUUAUGAUGACAAUGGUGUAG